This is a messenger RNA of Phoenix dactylifera (date palm), 814 nucleotides long. Its product is annotated as gamma-secretase subunit. Gene Ontology annotation, cellular component: gamma-secretase complex. The record is from RefSeq and is a predicted model, not a curated record. Lineage: Eukaryota; Viridiplantae; Streptophyta; Magnoliopsida; Arecales; Arecaceae.
ACGAGGGCAGAGUCGCAGAGAAGACCCAACAGCUCGAUAAAGGAGAGAGGGAGAGGGAGAGGGAGAGAGAGAGAGAGAGAUCAAGGGAUUGAUGGAGGGGCGAGGACAGCACGAGGAGGACGAGGAGCGGCGCCACCUCGGGGGAUCGGGUCUCAUCCUCCGGCGCGACGCCGCCGGAAGUGGCGGUGGAGGAGGUGGAGGGGGGGAUAGCGACCCCAGCUCGCACCAAUGGCCGACGGUGGACGGCCCCCUGGGCCUCUCGGAGGAGGAAUCGGUCGCCUACGCCCGUAGAUUCUUCCUGUGGGGCUUCGCCCUCCUUCCCCUCCUUUGGGCGGUCAACUGCUUCUACUUCUGGCCCGUCCUCCGGAGCCGUCCCUCCUCAUCGCCGUCUUCCUUCUCUCGCAUUCGCCCUUAUGUUCUGCGUUCAGCAAUAGGUUUUCUGGUCUUUGCCGUGCUCCUUUCUUCGUGGGUCCUCAUAUUUUUGAUAGGAGGUGAGCACCUCUUCGGCCCGGUCUGGCAGGAUCUUGUCAUGUACAAUCUUGCAGACAGGUUAGGUCUGGCAGGCUGGGUGUAAUUGUUUCAGCAAAGUGGUUUUACCUUUCUGUUUUCAACCCAACUUGUAUCUGCAAAUCGUAGCAGGGAGCACAAGGUGGUGCUCACACAUUGUAGCUUUGUAACCCUGUUUUGAUCUAUGCACCACAUGAUAAUAUUUUUGUUGGGGGACAUUCCUACACCUCUUUCAGACGAUUAGAAUUUGCAUGGUUUGUUAUUGUCUAUAAUUUAAUGGCAUUUGUUGGCUGUUUGAAAUGCUUAA